Phoenix dactylifera (date palm) is the source of this 703-nucleotide messenger RNA. The record is from RefSeq and is a predicted model, not a curated record. Lineage: Eukaryota; Viridiplantae; Streptophyta; Magnoliopsida; Arecales; Arecaceae.
AUGUCUGAUCUCGACGUCCAGCUCCCCACUUCAUUUGCUGUUGAUACACCUGUUGAUCUUUUGGGUGUAGAUCCAUUUGCUGAAGCAAAUGCUGAGGACUCUGAUGCUGGUGCAAAGGAGUAUGUCCAUGUGCGCAUACAGCAGCGGAAUGGCAGGAAGUGUCUGACCACUGUGCAGGGAUUGAAAAAAGAGUUCAGCUGUAACAAGAUUUUGAAGGAUCUCAAGAAGGAGUUCUGCUGCAAUGGUACUGUUGUCCAGGACCCUGAGCUGGGCCAGGUUAUUCAACUUCAAGGUGAUCAGCGGAAGAAUGUUGCUACUUUUCUAGUUCAGGUACAACAACUUAUUACCAAGGUUUCUCGGUUAGAGUUGAUCUGUGUUGGUGAGAUUAGAAAGAAAAAAGAGCCCCUUGUGCAUGAACUUGUAGACUAUAGUACCAAUAUGGAGAUUGUACUUAAGAAGUUGGCCUUUACUUUUUCCUUCUCAUGUUGAGGGCCUGCUUGAAUGCCCAAGUCCCAUAUUCCCGUGUGAAAAAUGAGAUUUGGAGGUGAAAGAAAAGUUUCGGGGAUUGGGGGGACGUGUUCGAGUUGCAACAAAACUGAGAUAUUUGGAAUGGCAGAAAUAAAAAUUUUAGAUUGAUCUAGCAUCCCAGCAAGAAGGUAGUUGAACAAUUCACCAAAAAAAGAAGGUUGUUGAACAAAGGGAU